CGCGCCGCGUCAUGCCAGGCGCUGCUCGGCGCUAGUGCCCGGGCCGCCGCCCGCCUGCCCGAAGCCGCGCCCACUGCCCAGAGCCAGAGGGAUGGUGGUAGUCACGGGGCGGGAGCCAGACAGCCGUCGCCCGGACGGUGCCAUGUCCAGCUCCGACGCCGAAGACGACUUUCUGGAGCCCGCCACCCCGACGGCCACGCAGGCGGGGCACGCGCUGCCCCUGCUGCCCCAGGAGUUUCCCGAGGUUGUCCCCCUUAACAUUGGAGGGGCUCACUUCACCACACGCCUGUCCACCCUGCGGCGCUAUGAAGACACCAUGCUGGCGGCCAUGUUCAGCGGGCGGCAUUACAUCCCCACCGACGCUGAGGGCCGGUACUUCAUUGAUCGGGAUGGCACGCACUUCGGAGACGUGCUGAAUUUCCUGCGCUCCGGGGACCUGCCGCCCCGGGAGCAUGUACGGGCUGUGUACAAAGAGGCCCAGUACUAUGCCAUUGGGCCCCUCCUGGAGCAGCUGGAGAACAUGCAGCCACUGAAGGGGGAGAAAGUGCGCCAGGCAUUUCUGGGACUCAUGCCCUAUUACAAAGACCAUUUGGAGCGGAUCGUGGAGAUUGCCCGGCUGCGUGCGGUACAGCGGAAGGCCCGCUUUGCCAAGCUCAAGGUCUGUGUCUUCAAGGAGGAAAUGCCCAUCACCCCCUAUGAGUGUCCGCUUCUCAACUCCCUGCGCUUUGAGCGGAGCGAGAGUGAUGGGCAGCUCUUUGAGCACCACUGUGAAGUGGAUGUGUCUUUCGGGCCCUGGGAGGCUGUGGCUGAUGUUUAUGACCUGCUGCACUGCCUGGUCACGGACCUCUCAGCCCAGGGCCUCAUCGUGGACCACCAGUGCAUCGGGGUGUGUGACAAGCACCUCAUCAACCACUACUACUGCAAGCGCCCCAUCUAUGAGUUCAAGAUCACAUGGUGGGCUGGAAUGCAAAUUUCAGAGGCUCCUUUUGAAGAUCCCCUAAGUCAAGCAGGCAAGAUGCCUAGACCUUCUGUUAUCCUCAAGAUGUAACAUCCUUUCUAGAAGCUCAGAAUACCUCCUUGGCUGCCAUUUCAUGUGUUAGGAUCCAAUGUGUGGUGAACCUGCUUGGAUGGGAACCCCCUCUUUAACCUCUGUUGCUGUAUCCUGCUAUCGUUCUCCUUCAGGAGAGUGUCUGUUCUGGAGAAGUAAAGAAAGGGCCGGGUGAGAGGCACAGCUAUCCCAGGAGCUGUAGGAAGACAGCGGCAAACCUCCAUUAUGUUUUACUCCCCACAUUUCAGAGAGAAAAAGAUCCACAAGGUUCUGCUCCCAUGCAUUUCCUUCUUGCUCCGUCUGCAACCUGGGGCAGCUAGUUAGAAUAUAGACGUGCAUCUCCUAAAGGCAGAGCUGUGCAGCACCAGUAAUUGGAAUGUAGCGUUUCUGUGCUGCAUCAGGGGCUUGUCCCUGUAAUCACGAUUGUACUUGACUGUUCCUGGGGGUUCCUGUAGGAAGAUGUUUUUGUAUGCAAAAAACUGGUGAUGACAGCCUCCUUGGUCUCCGUCUUACAAGACCAGCUUGGUGAGGUAGGGCAAGGGGGAGCUGAAGAUGUCUGCAUCCUUCUGAGGAGAAGGUCAAGCUCUGGGACCUUAGCUGAAUUCCUUCACAGGGCAGUGACCUCCUGGCGCUGGUGUGGGAACAGAUUCCAGGGCAUGGUUUUGCUCUCGGAUAUUAUAUUCUUAUAUGGGUGGAGCAGAGGUGCAGACUGAGAUCCAAGAGGAAAGAACAGUCAGUUGUUGAGGUUCCACAAUAUAUGUUCUCUCUAUUGUUCUCAUCCACAAAUGGAUCGUCACCUUUUCUGGAGCUGAUGUCGCUGCUUGGAGCUUAGCCCAAUAGCAUGACUCUUGCCUUACUCUAACAGAAAAGUCUCUCGUUUAAGUAGCUCUGAUUGGUGUUACUGCCCAAUGCAAGUUCAUUUUUUGACCGACACUGAGGCAAGCUAUUCAGGAGGAAGGCAGUGUAAAUAGAGAGCAGAUUGUUAAUCCUAGCGCUUUCAGUAAUCCAGCCUUGGCCCCUUCUCUUUCCCACCCCUGGCACAGAGCUUCACAGUGCUUGGUUAUUUAGAGUCCAUACAUAUGGUUCGCUCAAAUGCAGGUUUUCUCAAAAACAGGCCCUGAAGACUUGCUUGGAGCUACAGGAACACUGGAUAAGGUCGCUGUCCCUGUGCCUUUUGCUGGAGAGACCCCUGUUUGUCUCUCUCCUUACGUUGUCCUCAUGGUGAUAUGCUCUGUGCCAUUGUGGGGAGACAAGGCUCGGCGAGUAGACCAGGCAGAGUAGGGGCACUGGCAGCCAGCUUAGAGCUCUUUCUAGAUGGAGUAAAAGAAUUUGGUGGCCCAGUUUGGCUGUUCUCUGAGGAGAAGCCAAGGGCAGGCUGAAAGUGCCUUUGGAUGUGGUGGUUUAUGGGAAGGCCUCCAAAUAAAGGUUGUCGCUGAGGAAAUUCCCGGUUGGAUCCCUUUUUGACUCUAAAUGGCCAGGCCUAGAGCAUAAGAAGGGUUGGGUCAGGAAGGAGGGCUCCAAAGGACGAAUACUUCUCCUUGAUGGAAAGGAAGUAUGUUUUCAUAGAAUUCUUGUGCAUGAUGUCGAUGGGUCAAACCAAAGUGCCUGCCUUUGAAACUUCGAUUAUGUUUGACUUUGGGCACCUUUUCUCCCAGAUGCCAUGCUCCCUGGUUGGGAAGGUGAAAGUUUUAGGAGAUAGGACUGUAUGGUGCAAUGCUAGCCGUAACAAAAUUCAAUGAAAAUGAAAAACUUAAUGGCAACAAAAAAAGAUUGAAACAAAACCACAAUGAAAUGCAUUACGCCAUCCCAGGUGGAGGAAUUCUUUGGGUAACACUCUAAAUAGAAGAAAUGGUGGAAUCAUCACAAUCCUCAUUCUGCCUCUGGUUAAUUCACCAGGCUGUCCAGCGCUUAUCAUGUGGAAAGCAAUCAACUGUGCUCUGAAAGUUUCUAUUCUUUCUUCCUGGGGCUUAGGAUAUUCUGGGAGCCUUGUGCCUCAGGCUGAUCAGGUGAUAUAAUCUUCCUGUUGUGGGUUGCUUCUUGGAGGACUAGGAAAUUGACAUUUACAAGCCACAAAGUGGGGUGGGCCUCAGUGUGUGAUCUUGGUCUAAGCUGGAUCUUGAAGAGGUAAAGACAAACAACAACAACAAAACAAAAACUACUGAUACUGAGCAUUUUGAUCCCAGUUAGAAUUUCAGAUAUCAUCCUUCUGCAUACCUUCUGUCCAUAUUUGAUUCUGAUAUAAGUAAUUAGGCUUUUUUCAGUACUGUUUUGCUGGGGCUCUUUCAUGAAGCUGGUGCCUGCCUCAUAAUCCUUAAAAGAGGGUGGCUUCAUUCAUCAAAAGCUGGAGUGUUGGGAACUGCGGUGGGAAAGGCACUUUGGAAUUCCGGAAGAAACAUAUAUGUAUACAUAUGUUAAUUGGGGGAACAGUGGGUUGGCAGGGGUUGGGGGAGGUGGGAACAAAGACUGGGUGUAGGAACAGGCAGUUGCCUCUGGAGUGUGGGAGGUCACCUGGGUCCAUUGUCUUCCUUCUGUAUGGUGUUGGGUCUGUGUACACAAUAUAACACUUCUGUAUUCGUUGAUUACAUGUCUGUGAGUGCUUUGGUGCAUGGAGCCUCAGUACUGUCACACGGCAUUAAAGUCAAGAAUUAGAACCUGGGUGCUGUGCCUUUCUUUUUUAGAGACUUACUCUCAUCCCUCCUCUGCCUCCCACUUUGCCAGCCAAUGUGUCUUGAUUUCUGCUUAAAAUGUGGUAUGUUUUGGCAUGCCACACUAAAUGAAACAGGCUCUUCCCUGAGACCAGCAGCUGAACUUCUGCCCUGACUUGAAGUUAAAGGGGGAUGUGCCCCAUGAAGGCCCUGCUACAGUUACUGUAGCCUUGUCUCUGUUCCAGGUAGGAGUGUGCCCACCCAGCCUGGGCAAUCAGCUCUACUCUCUCUGUUAAGAGGUCUCCAGGGGAAGAAAAUACUACAAUUGCAUAGUCACUUGUGUGGCUCAUAACUGUGUCAGGUAGUUCUAAAGGAAAUCCCUCCUGUCAUAUCACCACUUCUUUCCAAGGACGAGAAAAGUGGCUCUAAGCUUAUGUGAGCCUCAGUGGUUAAGACCCUUCCUUGAGAAAAAUGGACAUAAGUUGCCCUUUCUCUGAAAGCAGAGUUUGACAUCCUCCUGGCUAAUGAGUGUCCUCAUCAAGAUGCCCCUUGGAGUCACUUCAUGGAUUAACCCAGAAAGGUGAGUUCUGAAGUGCUUGGUAGCUGUGCCACCCUCCAGCUGCUUCCCUUAAAUUGCAGAUUAUUCUGACUUUUAAACAAAAGCACUGCAUCAUCUGUGCCAAAUGUAUUCCCUGACCUAAUUACUGCUCAUACAAUCACAUAGUAGUAAUACACUAAUAAUACCUUACAAGUUGAAACUGAAGCUCGUUGGGGUGUAAUUUCCCCGAGGGCACAUAGCCAGUAAGUGGCAGAGCCAGGAUUCAAACCCAGAGCCCUUUUCUGAAAUCCUCAGGGGUGUUCAGCAGCAGAGCCCUCCAUUCUUGGCAGCUCAGUGUCCCACCCCUAAGGCUCAGGGCUUCACUCUGCCUAACCUGUGAAGAUUUGAAAAACAGAUACUUUAGAAGGAAUAUUAGAAAGACUUCCUUAGAGGUGUAGGUCUUAAGUAGCCCCUGAGCAUUAAGGAGAUAGAUGAUGUCCCCAAUUUACUGCCCUUCUUAAUGAGGGAUACGUGUCCACUAGGUGGAGAAGGGCCUUGCUUGUGGGGCACUGAGUGGAGGAUGACUUAGCGGGUGAGUAAUGGCUCCCUGGCUGGACUCUGGGUGUGGUGGGAUGGUCCAGGACAGCCCGAGUUAAUCAGACUCCUGCAGCCUAUAGAUCUAAUCAUGCAGAGAUGCUGUGCAGGCUGAUCCCGUGGGGAGGUGUGCCCAGGCCAUGGCCCUCCUUCAGUGACCGCUGGCAUCAAGAGAAUAAUUGAAUGGGAGGCUCUUUAGUUUAGCUCAGGGGACGUUGUGUACCUGGCUUGGGGUUCAUGGCCCUUGGACUCUGGGUCUCUACCCUGCCCGGGUGUCCCUUUGUCAUCAUUUUGAAGAUGGCCCCUUAGCUGGCUUUACCUACUUUUCAUUUUGAUUUAACUUAGAGCAUGUUCCUUUAGCUUUUAGUUACUUACCUUUAACUUUCUAUCCUUUGUUUCCUUACCAUUUUGUUUUUCCUGUAAUGUACUUUAGCUUUCUCUAUUUUUACACUAUUUUAAACUUUAUUUCUGACAUAACUUUUAAAUAAAGCACAUGAGGGACCCGCCCCGUGGCUUAGCGGUUAAGUGUGCACGCUCCGCUGCUGGCGGCCUGGGUUCGGAUCCUGGGCGCGCACCGACGCACCGCUUGUCAGGCCAUGCUGUGACGGCGUCCCACAUAAAGUGGAAGAAGAUGGCCAUGGAUGUUAG
Molecule: messenger RNA, 5473 nt
Organism: Diceros bicornis minor
Lineage: Eukaryota; Metazoa; Chordata; Mammalia; Perissodactyla; Rhinocerotidae
Product: rab5 GDP/GTP exchange factor
Exons: 5
Coding region: 92-1048 (318 amino acids)
Biological process (GO): protein homooligomerization; vesicle-mediated transport
Cellular component (GO): cytosol; endocytic vesicle
Molecular function (GO): zinc ion binding; DNA binding; guanyl-nucleotide exchange factor activity
Source: RefSeq, a predicted model, not a curated record